This is a messenger RNA of Hibiscus syriacus, 1134 nucleotides long. Its product is annotated as RAP domain-containing protein, chloroplastic-like. Gene Ontology annotation, biological process: regulation of mitochondrial mRNA stability; mitochondrial RNA processing; chloroplast rRNA processing. Bases 256 to 990 code for a protein of 244 amino acids. Gene Ontology annotation, molecular function: RNA binding. NCBI's taxonomy places the organism in Eukaryota, Viridiplantae, Streptophyta, Magnoliopsida, Malvales, Malvaceae. Gene Ontology annotation, cellular component: mitochondrial matrix; chloroplast; ribonucleoprotein granule. The transcript has 2 exons. The record is from RefSeq and is a predicted model, not a curated record.
AUUAACAUCCCAUUAGUGAAAUUAAGAGGUGGGCUUGAGUUUCCAAGAAGAAACUUUGCAAGUCUGGGUAAAAAUUCGAGUGUUAGUACUGGGAAAGGUGUUAAUGAUGAUGGAACGGAAGAUUGGGAAUUGGAGUUCAUAGGGGAGAUUGACCCAUUUGGUUAUCAAGCGCCCGUCCAAAAAGAGGAAAAAACAAGAGAAAUCUAGGGUUCUUGAUGAUAAUGAAGGGAUAGAUUGGUGUUUGAAGGCUAGGAAAUGGCACUCAAAUCUAUUGAAUCUAAGGGGUUGACACAUAAAGUCGAGGAUUCGAUAAAAAAGAAGAAGAAGAGAAUCGCGAAAAAAGAUGUGAUUAGUAAAGAAAUCAAGGAGAUAGAAGAGGAUUUUGAUUUUGGAGAAGACAGUGACGAUGAGAGGUUCGAUGACCAGAUUGAUGAUAAUGCAAGUCAACUUCGAGAUAUGGUGAGUUCAAUGGCAGAUGGGAUGUUUUUAGAGAAGAAGGAGAAGGCAAUGGAAGAGCUUGUUCAGAAAUUAGCUCAAUUUUCGGGCCUGUCCGAUCGUAGAAAAGAAGUUACUUUGAACAAAGAUCUAGUUCAAUCGCAAACUGCAGAAGUGUUGGAGAUUACAUCUGAGAUGAUAAUGGCUGUUGGGAAAGGUUUAAGCCCUUCACCGCUUUCUCCAUUGAAUAUUGCCACUGCACUUCAUAGGAUUGCUAAGAACAUGGAGAAAGUAUCGAUGCCGAGUACUCUCAGGUUGGCAUUUGCUCGACAAAGAGAAAUGCCGAUGCUGAUUGGUAUCGCGAUGACAGCUCUCCCAGAAUGCUCGGCUCAAGGUGUUUCGAACAUUUCAUGGGCAUUGUCGAAAAUUGGAGGGGAGUUAUUGUUUUUGUCCGAAAUGGAUCGAGUUGCAGAGGUGGCUUUGACCAAAGUUAAGGAGUUCAACUCUCAGAAUGUCGCUAAUAUUGCUGGUGCAUUCGCUAUAAUGCGGCAUUAAGCCCCGGAUUUGUUCUAAGAGUUGGAAAAAGGGCAUCGGCCAUAAUUCACACUUUUCGUGAACAAGAGCUUGCUCAACUGUUAUGGACGUUUGCAUCUCUAUAUGAGCCUGCAGACAACUUGCUUCAAGUUCAAGCUAUGGAUA